Messenger RNA from Manduca sexta (tobacco hornworm), 1060 nucleotides. Its product is annotated as solute carrier organic anion transporter family member 74D-like. Gene Ontology annotation, cellular component: membrane. The transcript is spliced from 2 exons. Gene Ontology annotation, biological process: sodium-independent organic anion transport; transmembrane transport. Bases 373 to 1041 code for a protein of 222 amino acids. The record is from RefSeq and is a predicted model, not a curated record. Lineage: Eukaryota; Metazoa; Arthropoda; Insecta; Lepidoptera; Sphingidae.
UGCGCCGGUACUCGCCGUGCAGUCGGCCUGUCGGUGUCCGCCGCGCCGGGUGCGCGCACGCAGCCUCCUACCCUCCACACCAAAGCCCGACGGGUGAACGACUCCCCGAAAACUAUGCGCAUGAGUCGCCUCACCGCCGCCGUAUUGUAUCCUCUGGUCGCGCCCUCCGCGUCGGUCCCGUUACGCGGAAGUAUCAGAACUGGCGGAGCUUCGCGUGCACAACGUUUCUGCUCCGUCGGACGUUUCCUAUAAUUGUAAAACUAGGGGUUGUGCGCUAGUAAACCGCGUCGCUGUUACCAUGACGGCGAGCGUUGUCUCGACAGCAUCCACAGCGGGUGCGGUUGCUCGGGCCCGGCGGCCGACGAGUCCGCCAUGAAAGGCGUCGAAGCAACGCCCGAGGAGCAAGAACGGCUAGCCACCGGAAACAACAAUGGAUCCCUCGACACAAAACUGCCGCCGGAGGCGCAGAGAGCGCUGCCGCGGUCGGCCUUCUACUCGACAAGGGUGUUCAUGCUGGUGUUCCUGUCCGGCUGGGUGCUGCAGGGCAUGUUCCUCACAUACUUCGUGAGCGUGACGACGACACUCGAGAAACUAUACAAAGUGGAAUCGAAGACUACGGGGACGCUGUUAGCGGCAACCGAGAUCGGCCAGAUAUGCACGGCGUUGUUCCUGACGUACCUGGCGGGGCGCGGGCACCGGCCGCGAUGGAUCGCGUGCAUGAUGUUGGUGCUGGCGGUGGGCGUGAUCGGGUGCGUGUUGCCGCACCUGCUGUACGGCACCGAGCUGCUCAACGUGCACAUGGUGGGGCACACGUCGGGUGCCGCGCCCGUCUGCAACCUCUACAACAACAUGACGUUCUGCGACCGCGCGCAGCAGAUCAACACGGAGACGCGCUCUUCCAUCACGGCGGUGGUGAUCCCGUGGCUGUUCGUGUGCCUGCUGGUGGUGGGCGUGGGCCAGACUGGUAUCGCUACGCUCGGCAUACCGUACGUCGACGACAACGUUGGCAGCAGACAGUCGCCGCUCUAUAUGGGUGAGUGAUAUUUUAACGUUUUCAAGU